GUACAUAGUUGUCCAAGUGUCCAAUAUUUAUAUGCAUGGAUGGAAAGGAGUUGAAAUAUAUCCUUAUGUCGUAUUUACAUACAAAGUGCACACACCCCUACAUGAAAUGCAAUAUUUCUUGCAAUGCGGAAAUUGGAGUAUGAAAAUAAAGUUUAUCUCGUAUUACUUAUCCUUGAGGAAUAUAUUGGACUUGGAAUCUCUUUUUCUCUUCCCCUCUGUAUUCAGGGUUGGGUGGAAUAAAACAAAUUUCUUAAAAAUAGAAUUUCAAGGAAAAAUGCAAAUGUAUCUCAAGGGCAAAGGGUCCCAAAAGUCGGAGAUGAUCAUAAUUUCAAGGAGUUAUUCCCUUCAUUCAGUUUGUGCACCUCAUCUCGUUCAAACACAACUCCCGAAUAUACAUAUCUUCGCCUUUUACAAAAUCUCAUUGUCGUACAAAUUGUUCAUGAAAAUUGCAAUAUGAGUAAGGAAAUAUUACUACUUGUAAUUGGUGUCGUUAUUGGUGUCGGUAUGAUGACUUGUGCAAAUGGACAGGUUGUAACUUCUGAAAUCUUGGAGAGGAUUAAUGUGGAUACCUACUUGCAAAAUCGACGCCUUGUGGAGUACCAUGUUAGCUGUUUGGUAUACAAUGGACCAUGUGACAAGAUUGGAAACGAGAUCAAACGGCUAUUUAACUCCUUCCGGUACAGUGGGAUCAGUACAACAGAGUGUCGCGUGUGCUCCGAGGAGCAGAAACGCCGAUUAUCCAAAAUUGCUCAGCACUGGCAAUCUCACUAUCCACAGGCUUGGAGAGAUUUGAACACCGCGAUGAGGAAUCGAUAAAGACAAAGCCGUCGAGACUAAAAUUAGGACAAGGCAUCAACUUGUAUGUAAAUGUAGACAAUCCAACAAUAUUUUUUGUACGCGUCAUUUUUUGUUUUGUUAAAUAUUCAAAUCUGGUCAGUGCUUAAAUAAAUAAAUAAAUAUGUGUGUGAAUGCUCGUACUAAUAAUAUUUAAUUUGGUCUUUUCCGAAUAAUGAUCUUCGUUAAAUUGAAUAAGGAAAUCAGCAUUAUAGAAUCUAAUUGAUAAUGGUGGGUCGAAUUGCAAAUACAUGUACAUACGUACCCAAAUGCACGAAUAAAAGGAUGUCGUUCUUUACAAUCAA
Molecule: messenger RNA, 1139 nt
Organism: Folsomia candida
Lineage: Eukaryota; Metazoa; Arthropoda; Collembola; Entomobryomorpha; Isotomidae
Product: ejaculatory bulb-specific protein 3
Exons: 6
Coding region: 454-816 (120 amino acids)
Source: RefSeq, a predicted model, not a curated record